This is a messenger RNA of Spodoptera littoralis (African cotton leafworm), 2091 nucleotides long. The record is from the annotation of a GenBank genome assembly. Lineage: Eukaryota; Metazoa; Arthropoda; Insecta; Lepidoptera; Noctuidae.
CAUGCAAUGACGGUACACAACGGUAUUGAUUUUGAAGUUUGGCAACACUGAUUAUGACAUGAAAGCAAGAUGGCGAGUUCAUCUCCGUUUGAUGGUUCUCUGUGAUAAUUCACACAUUAGAUGUCAUUUUUCGAACUUAUUUCGUAAUGGUCUGGCAAAUCAAACAAUAGUGAAAAAUUCUCUAAGUAGUGUUAAAGUGUUUUCUGUACUGUAAAGUGUUCGUAUUUUAGUUAGUGUGCAUCUAACCCACCUGAGGAAUGUUGGUUUUUUCAGUGAUUUGUGAUUCGGUCAGGUGUUUUCGUUUUAGUCAAAAUUAAAAUUUUGUUCUUGCGCAGUGAGUUAAGUUCAUAGUUCAGAUGUAUUUGUGCCGUGGGGAUGCUAGAUGUCGGGACUGUUUCCAAUGUUGGGAAACAAAAGCGUGAACUAUUUGUUUUGAUAGACCGUGAUAAAAUAAAUUGAGAAGGUCGGACGGAGAAAGAGCUCCGGCCGGAGUAAUGGCCUUCAGUGAGAAGGUCGACCCCGAGCUGAUCUUCACGAAACAGGAGAAGAUCGGCAAAGGCUCGUUCGGUGAGGUGUUUAAAGGUGUCGAUAACAGGACCCAGCAAGUGGUCGCUAUUAAAAUAAUCGACUUAGAAGAAGCUGAAGAUGAAAUCGAAGACAUCCAGCAGGAGAUCAUGGUGUUGUCACAAUGUGACAGCCCAUACGUUACUAAAUAUUACGGAUCAUACUUAAAGGGAACAAAAUUAUGGAUUAUAAUGGAAUAUCUGGGCGGGGGGUCGGCGCUGGACCUGAUGAAGGCUGGCAGCUUCGAGGAGAUGCACAUAGCGGUGAUCCUCCGGGAGGUGUUGCGAGGCCUCGACUACCUGCACUCAGAGAGGAAGCUGCACAGAGACAUAAAGGCUGCUAACGUACUGCUCAGUGAGAUGGGCGACGUCAAGCUGGCUGAUUUCGGUGUGGCGGGCCAAUUAACGAACACGACAAGUAAACGCAACACUUUCGUGGGCACACCGUUCUGGAUGGCGCCGGAGGUGAUCAAACAGUCGUGUUACGACAGCAAAGCCGACAUCUGGUCGCUCGGCAUCACCGCCAUAGAGCUGGCUAAAGGCGAGCCUCCCAACUCAGAGCUACAUCCCAUGAGGGUGCUCUUCCUCAUACCCAAGAACAACCCUCCGCAGCUGACAGGCAGCUACUCAAAACCGUUCAAAGAGUUCGUUGAGGCGUGCCUGAAUAAGGACCCAGAAAAUAGACCAACAGCUAAGGAAUUAUUAAAGUUCCAGUUUAUCCGGAAGGCAAAGAAGAAUUCGUAUCUAAUGGAUCUUAUAGAUAGGUAUAAGAAGUGGAAGGCGCAGCGGAGCGAGGAGAGUGAAACCGAGUCGGAGAAUUCAGACUCAGAGGAAUGUCGGAGUGGUGACAGCGAGGCGGACGAGCCCUGGAUCAUGACGGUCCGGGGCGGAGCGCUACAGCCGCCCGCAGAGCGCGACAACAAACGACGCAAUAACCACCACGACGAUAAUGUGACAAGUCGCGAGGCGGUGGUGGCCGGCGCGGGCCCGAAGCAGAACGGCGCGGCGCCGCUGAGCGCGGAGCCGGCCGUCGCGCCGCCGCCCGCGCCCGCGCCGCACGCCGCGCACGCGCCGCACGCACUCAACAACAACACGCCAGACAAACUGCCGGCCACGCCUCUGGACGAUAGAGGAAGAAACAGCGAAGAGAACAAAGUGAAGAGGCAUCCGUAUUUGCAACAACUUAUAUAUCCACUACUCAAUGAGCUGUCCCGCAAGCACGGGUCAGGUAGUGCGGCCGCUAUAGAGGAACUGCGGCGCGCCUUCGAGCACGCAGAGCGAGCCGCGCCACACCUCACUCGCGCAUUCGUGGUGCAGAGGGUGGCAACUCAGUCGCAUCAACCGUCGACUCCCUCCCACACUCCUCCCUCGCAGCAGUGGAUGAGGGACCUAUAAUACCAGUAGCGUGAGCGAGCAAGUCGCGCCGCUACCCGCGCACUGGGGAUGAGACCAUUACCAACGUAACGGCGGACUAUUGACGACAUAUUUGUUACAACACACCCAACUACAUGUGCGACAUCUACGUACU